Molecule: messenger RNA, 6882 nt
Organism: Hydra vulgaris (swiftwater hydra)
Lineage: Eukaryota; Metazoa; Cnidaria; Hydrozoa; Anthoathecata; Hydridae
Source: RefSeq, a predicted model, not a curated record
AUUUAUUAUUAGACAUAGUAAAGAAAAAUAAGCAUAAUGAGCUGGCAAAAUAUAGAAGUUACUUGUGGAUUUGGCAGUGGAGAAGAAACUACGAGAUUUGGUCCGCGGCAAGAAACUGGAUCAAGUCUUUAUCAAGUGGACACAGUUGCUUGUAUUUCAAACAAGAAUAUAUGUGACACUAAACCAUUUCUUUUAUCUUCAUCAUGUUUGGAAAGAAUGGCUUUGGUUAUUGAUGUAAACAUAAUAAUAUUUGAUGAAUCUUGUUCUAAACACUUAUGUACAUUUACUGCAGAUUCAUUAAUUGAUGCAUUUGGUUGGGCAGACGGCGGAGACUUUUUAGUUUUUGCAGACAGAUCUGGUUUUCUUCAUUUCACUCAUAUUGGAACACAGCGAAUAAUCUUUACAAAGAGACUAGCCAAAGGGCAUAUCACAAAACAAUGCUUUUCUUCCAUUUCUUUCAUUGAACAGCCGAAUGGAAAUGGUUUAUUUGAGCUAUUUAUUGUAACAACCGAUGGAGAGGGUUUCAGAUUUUCAAACAUAAAUCUUGAACAAUUAAACUUAGCCAUUUUGGAAAACAAUAUUGAAUUAGCAAGCAAGAUUCAGUCUGAUAUGAAAUUGUUUCGAUUCAAUUUAAGUGAAUACCACAAUUUUAUUUAUUCUGUUACAUAUCAGAGAAAUGAAGAAGAAUGUUCACUUAUAGUUGCUGGAGAUGGCGAUUUUAAUAUGAGUGAAUGGUUAGUAGAAGACGAAGGAGUACUGCUAAAUGACUUCACUCAAUCUAUUAGAGAAGUUGGGUUCAAAAAGAAUCUAGUUAGCCCUGAUAGUCAGUACAUUGUAUCUCUGGAUCUUGAGAACAAUAUCAGUUUAUGGACGAGAAAAAAUUUUAUAUUCAUUGAUUGCUUGCAAGAACUAAAAGUUGAAGACUUUAAUUUAUUUAUUACGAGCGCUGUUGAAACUGAUUGCAGCGACAAAAGCAGUAAAGCUAAAGAAGAUUUGAAAAUUGUUUUACUUACAGUUCCACAAAACAAGAAAAGAAAGCUUGUUGUUUUGUCAUUACCUACAUUUGAGCAUGUAUAUACAUUGACUGUUUCAGAAUGUACAGUUUUAGCGGUUCUACCUUCUCAACAGGAUAAUAUGAUGUUUAUAGAAGGUGUUCCAAAUGAAAAUUUAGACGACAGUAUUGAAUGUGAAAAAGAUUUGUCUCUUGUGGGUACAAUAAGAAUUCGUUCAUUGAUGGAAGCAAUACCCCAAAAUAGAUUUUCUCGUCUUCUACAUAAAAAAAAGUUUUCAGAAGCAGAGGAUUUUGCAAAAAUGUUUAAUUUGGACAUUGAACUCGUUCAUAAAGUACAUAGUAUUUUUAUUCUUGACCAAUUAUCACCUUGGGAUGCAAAUCUGAAUAGUCAAGAUGAUAGUUUCUAUUUAGGUCUUAUGAGCAAGCUCAAAGUUUGUCUCGACAAAAUUGAGGAUAUGGAGCAUGUCGCAAAUUGCUGCUUACAAGCUCAACUACCUACACUCAGUGCUACAUUUGAUCUUUUAAACUAUGCGCAACAAAAGGUCAAUUUCAAAUCAAGAACAUUUACAAAAUCAUCUGCUUUGUUUCAAGCUUUAUUAGAUGGUAUUAAUCGUUUGGUGACAUUUGAUGUGGCAUUUGGUUCUUCUCAUUUUACAGGAAACUCUUGGUCUGCAUUUUUGUCUUCUUCACUUCUUGAUGAAGUAAUUAAAUGCUUCACCGGGUUAAAUAACAAUGCUGGGAUAAUUAUUUGGAGAAGACAUCAGAGUGAAUUUGAAAAGUAUUUUACUGAGGCUAAACUGCAACAGAUUCUUCACUCCCUCGAAAAUACACCAUCUAAAAUAAUUAUUCCAUGGCUCAGAGAAGACUUUGUUCCAUAUGUUUUAACUGUUCUUCCAGAUGGUCAGUGCUUGCUUGCUAGUUGGUUAGAAAGAAUCGCAAGAGAUUUGGAAUAUAAAGAAAAAGAAUCAUGGCCUGACAAUGCUUUGGAUUUAGCAGAAGUGAUGUACAAAGCAUUUUCAAAUCUAAGUCAAUCAACACAGGGCAGAGGGGUUGCUACACCAAUGCAGUUUGCUACAAAAAUUUGCAAACUAAGCAUACCUUACUUUGAAGGUACUGAAGAAGAUCCAGAUAACUUGCCAGGUCUUCGAAAUUCAAUGAAAAUGUUAGGAAGCCUGGUAAAGAGUUUACGUGAAGUCAAGUCAUUACAUCAUGAAUAUAACUGCAAAUUAUCUUUGGAUCAAUAUUUGUCUGAAAAUACAAAACAAAUUACAUUCAGAUUGUUGAACAGAAUUGCAGCUGCUGAAUUGAUUCCACAAACAAUAAAGAAAUAUGUCGAACCUUAUGUAACAAAAAAUAAUUUGAAAUUAGAAAACAUAUUACAUGAAUAUUUGAUAGAACUUGUUGAUAUGAAUAUUCAACUUGCUAGUUUGUGGGAGCCAAAAGUCAUCGCUAUCAUUAAUGAAAUAAAAAAUAAAGAGAAAAAAUGUGAAGCAACACUAAAGUUGAUGAUGAAAGCACAAACACCAUGGAGCGAAAGUGUUGUCAAUUUAGUUACUUCAAUGCUUAAAAUAUGUCCUGAAAAUAAAAACUUGUUGCGCCAGUUUCAAUUUGCAGAACUUCGAAAAAUGGUUGCUGGUUAUAACAUUCGAGAUACGAAUUUUGCAGACAUUUCCAAAAUCGAGGAGGUUGUAAAAUACAUGUUUAAUACAAACAAACUUGAAGCACUAGAUGAUGCCCUCAAGAUUUGUAAAUACUUUCCAUCUGUUACAAAGGCUUAUGUUUAUUUUCUUCGAAUUCAGUCAUGGAUUUUAAGUAGCAAGAUUUAUGAGUCCUGCAAGUUAAUAGAAGACUUGGAUAUUGAAGAUGCCAUCAAUGUUGCAAACUUUUGCUUGGUAUGGUAUAACAGCUGUUUUCAGCCAAUUGAUGAAGAGGAUAUGGUUGAGCAAAUGAGUAUUACAGAAGCUCUUAUACUGUUACUUCAUUCUGUUUCCAAACUUAGUAAAAGUUUCAAAAAUGAUUUUCAAGUAAUAAUGACGAAGUUGAAAAAUAUAUACUGUUUACAAAAAGAGUUUGGAGUGUUCUUAUCUCUAACACAAUAUGAUGAUAGUUGUUAUUGUAAUGAGUUAAUUCGAAAUUUUGUAUUAAAGCCAAAGCAUCAUUCUAUGUGCGAAAGUUUUGAUUAUAAGUCUAUGAAGAAAGAGUUUUCUCGUGAAAGCCAAAUAAUACGUUUUGCAGAUUUAUUGCAAAUGAAUGGAGCAAAUUAUCACUCAUUGCUUAUAGAUGUUUACAUAGAAAAUCAAAAUUAUGAAGAAGCUUUUAAACAUGUUUGCAAAUUAGUUAAAGAACAAGAAUCAGGAAUUUUUUACCAGUCUCUUCCUCAAGAAAAUUUAAAAAUUCUUUUUAAAAUGGCAUAUGUGUUAGUGCAGAGUUCUAAAUUUAAUUGGGUAAAAGGAGCCAAUGAUUUGCAUGACUUUACAUCUGUUGCCCUAACUUUGUGCAAAAAAGAUAGCAUUUGUGAUUAUCUAGCAAUGUGUUGCUUAAUGCGUUUUGUUGAUUUACUUGGAUCACAAUGUGAAAGUUCAGAUUAUCAAGAUGAUCCUAAAAAAGUUGAAGGUUUAAUUCAUGAGUGGAUUCUUGACGAGUAUCAUGAUGAUAGUCUGGUCAUAUCUUCAUCUGCAGUCCUUCCUCUGAUGCAAAAUCUUGUUUCUUUGAGUAUUUUUGUUCCUUCUGAAGAUGUAUUGCUUUAUGAUUCAACUCGAUUGACUGGCAGUGGUGUUCAAUGUAGCGUUAAAGAAAACAAUCAAGGUGGAACAACUACUAUUCCAAAAAUUUUGGAGUUGAUUAAAACUCUUCAUGGAGUCAAUGAAUUGUUAUUAGAAAAUAACCAACAAGAACUUGCUUUACAACUUUUAAUGCUUGGAGUAUCAAUAUGUGCCCAGCACGCUUCAAAUCUUCAAAUGGGUAUUCCGAUCGAUAUUGAAAAUGAUGCAUCUUUAGUAGAGAUAGAGAAAUGUAUUGAAAUUGAGUUAAAAGCAGCCCAAGUUAUUCUUGAAAAAGCAGAAGUAAAGCUCACAGAAUCGUGCUCAAAUCUUGUCCGCUCUAUUCUUGGACAUCGUGUUGUUGAUCACGAUUUAGCUUUAUGCUAUUUAGAUCCACUUUCAUUAAAAGAGGGAACUCAAAUUUUAUUGCAAUUGAAAAAUAAAUUUGGUAGCAAGUAUAAUAGAAUUCAACAUAUUGCGCAGGUUGGUGUAGAUUUUGCAGCUCUUCAAAAUGAUAUAAACUUGAAGAAAAAAUGUCAUGCAUUUAAAGAAUCUGCAGUGUGGGGUCGUAAACUUCAAACACUAAGAGUCCCUCCUCCAUGGAAUAUUUAUUCUGUCAACUCGGAUCCUGUUGAACGUCAAAGAAUUUUAGAAAUCAUAGUGCAGCAUAAAGAUAUUGAUUUAUCUUCUAUUUCAUUAUAUUGUCAAUCUUUUAGUUUUGAUGAAGAAAAAGCGUUACUCAUGUAUAUUGGAAAUCUUCUUACACCUACAAAUUCUAUGAAGCCACAGUUUCACAGUAACUAUCAAGAAAAAAUCGAUGAAGCUAUUCAUAUUUUACGCAAUUAUGAAAAUCUUGAAAGGUUUAUGAACAAUGCUAUUAUAAAGAUUAGUCCUUAUGAUUAUGAGCGUUUGGCUUAUACGUUUAAAAAAAUUGCAGACGUUACUGAAAACAAUGACCGCAAAAUCACCUGUGAUGAUAACAUCAGGCUUUUAGAAAUGCUCUCUGAGUAUAAUCGCACAGCAACAGAUAUAUGUUACAACAUGGAAUCUGCAACAAUGGCUGAUGAUCUUGAUGAAGAUCAGAUUUUGUUGGGAAAGUUAGUUCCACCUGAAGUUGUUAAAAAGAGAUUACCUUUCCAUCCACUUAUUAAAAGCAAGAUUCAAUGGAGUGUUCUUGAUUCUGAGUUAACUUCCGAAAAAAAUUUAUUGCAACUUGAACCUAUUGCUAAUAUGCUUAAGUUAAAUACAGACCAAAUGUUUGCAAAAGCUGUUCAGAACAUCGCUGGUCCAAAUCUGAUGAAAAAUCAGCAACAGUUGGAAGGACGAUCAUUUGAGUUUGAGUCCGUUGAAAAUAUUUUGAAUAUGAUUAAAAAUCACACUGUAAUGAUAGCAGCAGCUAAAUGGUUGGCAAAAUAUUUGCCGCGAGGAACUGAAAAAACAAAAGUUUUAGAAGCUAUUGUUAAACGAACAAGUGUUUUGGUUGCAGAAUCUAAUGGAGAAAUGCAGUUAGAAGCCAAAAAAGCUCAGCAAAAAUUUAUUGGAAUGUAUAAAAGGGUAUCUAUAGAAGGAGCUUUGAUUGAACAUGGUAUUACAGAUGAGAAGUUCUUUAUGGUUUCUUCUGAUGCAGCAAAGUUAGUUAUGAUGCUUUAUGAAGAGUAUGGUGAUAAAGCUAAAUUUGAAACUGGAAAGCUUGUUGGUGCUCCAGAGAUAUACAGCUUAGCAAAAAUUAUCAUCAAUAUAAGUGGUGAUGUUGAACUGCAAAAGAUACAUAUGCACUUGGUCAAUAAAUGGCUUCCAUGUAUACGAUUGCCAUCAAGUCAAAAUGAUGAAGAUGAUAUGAUGGAUUCUACUUCAAACGUUGAAGCUGUUCGUAAAGAAAAUGAAAGAAAUUUAAGAAGAGUAAUUUAUGUGCUGGCAAGUUCAUUUGAUUUGAACUACAUCAAAAUGCUUGUUAUGGCUAUUUACAACCAGGAAAGUGAGCUGACAAAUAUGUGUAGAAUCAGAGCUAUGCAAGUAUUGUUUACGUUGGUUGAUAUAUCUGUCAUAAAAAGGGAAGUGCAAAUGGAUAUUGAAAAUAUUUAUGAAAAAUUGGUUUCAUGCAUAUAUUUAUCUGAACUUGAAAACUUACAUAGCAGCCAAUCAGAGGAAGCAUUUAUAAGAUCUAACAAAGAAACACUAGUUAAGGGUCUCUGGAGAAAUCACAGUCGUGAGCCCCUAGGUAUUAGACUUAUUUCAGAUAUCUGUUUGGACUAUAAAAUUUAUGAUCCAAGUUUGUGGAACAGUCUUCUUAUUAAACUUCUUUCAUUUGACAUGAUAUCAUAUUUAACUCACGUUCUUGUACUUUUAUCUGGUGUUCUCGAGCUAAGAGAAAUACCAUCGCUAACUAAAACGUGGAAAGCUGUGAUAAUUUCUCCAUUUAACUCUGCAUCGUCGCCAUUAUCAUCAGAUGAAGAAAAGGCUUGUUUACAAGCUUCACAGCUACUUACAAGAUGUCCAGUUAUUCUUGACAUUGGUCUUCCUGAAAUUGCAGAAUUGAGGAAGAAGUUUAUAACUAUGUAAACAAACACAAUCUAUUUGUCAGUUUAAAUGGCUCAGCCCAUUUUGAUAAAAUGAUUGGCUAUUUAAUUCGAUCUCAAAAAAUCAACAAUUUGCUUCUCAAAACUAUUACCUCUGGGAACCUUAAAAAUGCAGUAGAACUUAUAACUCUUUAUGCAUCUUUCUAUCCAAAGUCAUUGGUUGCACAAAAAAUCAAUGAAGGUUUAGACGCAAAGCAUGCUUUAUUGGUAUAUCUUCAAGAGCAAGGUCUUCUCGCAGAAACGAAAAAGUAUUUUACCUCGCAUUUUAAACCGGACUGUGAUGAGACAAGCCUAAUAGAGGGAUCGUUUAAUAAUAAUAACAGUCAUUUGUUUAAUUUAACGGAAACACGAUAAACUUUAGAAGAAAAACAGUUGCCUACAAAAUAACGUUAAAGGAUUUUGUGUUAACUUUUUUUACUGUUAACAUUCAGGUUUUAUUUUUAGUUAUCGCCACUUGUGACGUUUACAGCUAACUAAAUAUAUACUAAAUACUAAAUAAAAGCGAUACUUAAGUAACUUAGUAACGCAAUCAAAA